AUGUCAGAACUUGAGGAAAUUGAAUCUCGUGUACUGAAUAAAUCAAAAAAAAUUGCAUCAAUCGUUGAUCCCGAAGAGUGGAAUCUUCCAAACUGUUCAGCUACAGAAACUUAUUUUGAACAACCUAAAACCAUCCUACUUGCAAUUGCAAGCGGAAUCGAACUCCUCAUAUUUUUAUUGACGUUCUUACAAUGGUAUCAAAUUUGGAAAAAAGUAUCAAGCGAACAUCGGCAAGAUAGAUUAUAUUAUUUGAUCUCAUUGUUUCCGGUAGCAUCGUCAUGCAGUUACAUUGGCAUGCUGGCUCCUCGGACAGCAUUGGUGCUGAACUCAGUGGGAGUUCUAUACGCGUUGAUGUGUUUAGCGGUUUUGAUCUCUCUCGUCAGACAUCUGUUCGGAAGUCGUGAAGCAUGUUCUACAGCAUUAACCUAUGAUCAGAAACAAAUAAACAUUCAGAGUCCACCGUGCUGUUGCUGUUGCAAAUUUUUACCGGAAUUCGCAAGCACCGAAAAAAAUUUACGAAGAUUAGAAUGGUUGGUACUUCAAGCACCGAUAAUUCGAGCCGCUGUUGUGUUUUUCAAUAUUGCUGCUGUUGCUGAGCAUCGCGAACAUUCACACGUGUAUCUACAAAUUAUUGAGGUAGCAUCUAUUUCAUCAGUGUUAUUAGCAAUUUUUGGAACUCAAACAAUGGCACGACUUACCGGGGCAAAACUAGCAGAUUACGGUUUUAUGACUAUCUUUCGAGCAGUAGAUAUUACACUCGUGCUUAUUACCUCACAGCAACCACUGAUUUUUGAUGGCCUAGUACUGUUCAACGUCAUUCGUUGUGGACCUUUAUUAUCCGCUCAUGAUAAUGCAAGAUGUAACUUUAUUUUAUUGAUUGAAAAAUUACAUGUUUCAUAUUUUGAUUUUAGAGCACCGUCUAACAGGUAG
This is a messenger RNA of Enterobius vermicularis (human pinworm), 930 nucleotides long. The record is from the annotation of a GenBank genome assembly. NCBI's taxonomy places the organism in Eukaryota, Metazoa, Nematoda, Chromadorea, Rhabditida, Oxyuridae.